Phoenix dactylifera (date palm) is the source of this 608-nucleotide messenger RNA. Its product is annotated as multifunctional methyltransferase subunit TRM112 homolog A-like. Gene Ontology annotation, biological process: rRNA (guanine-N7)-methylation; peptidyl-glutamine methylation; tRNA methylation. The record is from RefSeq and is a predicted model, not a curated record. Lineage: Eukaryota; Viridiplantae; Streptophyta; Magnoliopsida; Arecales; Arecaceae. Gene Ontology annotation, molecular function: protein heterodimerization activity.
GAGGCUCCGCCGCCUCCUGGUUCCCAGGGAAGAUCGAGCGAGCGAGCGAUCGAGCGAGAGAGAUCGAAGAGAUGAGGCUUUUGACUCACAACAUGCUAUCGUGCAACAUAAAGGGGGUGAGCAACGGAUUCCCCCUUCGACUGGAGGCGGAGAAGUGGGUGGAGAAGGAGGUGGAGCUCAACGCCGACUUCCUCCGCGGCAUCUUCCCCAAGAUCGAGUGGAAGGCCCUCGCCGGCGCCGCCCGUGCCCUCGGCUACAACGAGCUUCCCGACGAGGCCGACGCCUCCAUGCUCGACGCCGACGACUUCCUCCGCCGCUUCCACCACGCGCUGCUCGAGCUCCAUGUCGAGGAGGGCGCCCUCGUCUGCCCCGAGACGGGCCGCCGCUUCCCCAUCAACAAGGGCAUCCCCAACAUGCUCCUCCACGAGGACGAGGUCUGAUGAUUUCCUGCGCCGCUGGUCUAGGGUUAGGGUUUUAGAUUUCUCUCUUGUGCGAGGAAAAAUUGGGUCCAAGUUCUGAUAUUUGGGGUCAUAUUUCUGCGUAAUCGAAUCUCUGGUGAACCGUAUUAAAGGAAAUGAAAUCUGGUUUUGAUCUCCAAAUUUGAUCCA